AUGUCAAGCUCCUGGGGCGAACCUUCUUGGACUGCAGAGGAGAGGGCUCGAAGGUACAAGCAAGAGGCAUUAUUUGCCCGCUCUGACGACUGUAUAAAUGAACAUGGAGUCGGAGAACCCAGCUCAAGAGGCACAAUCACACGGUAUCCCUUUUCGGCCCCGAAGCGACGCAGAACUUCUACGACGCUGUCGUUAGGGCGAACAUCGUCUCAGCCGUCUCCAAAUAUGUCACCCCAAUCUAGGCCUGCGCGCGUCAGGAUCAAAAGGGAAGCUGAAAUACAAGCUCUUGAGAACCUGCAAAAGAAGCCACCAGAUCAGAGGGUGAAAAUCUACGUAGGGAAGAACAAUGAAGAGAUUGAAGUGGCCCUCGAAGAUCUUGACAAAUCACCAAUACUGAGGGCUUUGAUCAGCAAACUCGGCGCGCCGGGUCCAUACAUCAUGCAUCCGAAACUGACGACGGUCAAUGUCGACCAUUUUCAAUCCGUCCGCGAGUUUCUACUUACCGACGAAUACAUGCCCGCCCUUGUCGACAACCCUCAUGGAGAGGAUGUGAUCCCUAAACAACUAGACGGCUGCACGUCCGUUGACCACUACGAAAAUGAAGCGCUCAGGGCGGGACAUUUGUAUGUUCUUGCAGAGAAGCUCGGGAUGGGCACGCUGCGGGCCCUCGUCUUUCGGAAAAUCACGCAGGCGCAAUUCCACAAGUACGGCAUCAGAUGUCUUCUUGACUUGGCCAUGGUGACGUUCUCGAGACCCCAGGAGAGCGACAUGAAUGGAAAAGGCAGGUGCAAGCGUGACGAAGACGACCACAACGAUGAUGAAGGGGAUGCUCUGGAGAAUUGGCUCGUCGAAGCGUUGAAGAACCAGUUUCAGGCGACCAUGAUCCAUCACGCUCAGCAUUUCUUUCGCGUUGCGAAUCACAGUGCUUGUAAGAAACGAGGAUUUGGGGUCAGGGUUCUCAGAAGCAAAGUUGAGGACUGGGAAGCACUAGGCCCAGAUUUCAUCGCAAGUGAAGACGAUGAUUGA
Molecule: messenger RNA, 1026 nt
Organism: Cladophialophora bantiana CBS 173.52
Lineage: Eukaryota; Fungi; Ascomycota; Eurotiomycetes; Chaetothyriales; Herpotrichiellaceae
Exons: 1
Coding region: 1-1026 (341 amino acids)
Source: RefSeq, a predicted model, not a curated record